Penicillium longicatenatum is the source of this 2838-nucleotide messenger RNA. RefSeq lists its product as uncharacterized. Bases 1 to 2838 code for a protein of 945 amino acids. The record is from RefSeq and is a predicted model, not a curated record. NCBI's taxonomy places the organism in Eukaryota, Fungi, Ascomycota, Eurotiomycetes, Eurotiales, Aspergillaceae. The transcript has a single exon. Gene Ontology annotation, molecular function: protein binding.
AUGGAGCCCCGCCUCCGCUCUAAGCUACGUCGACUCGGCUUCACAUCCCUGAGCCUAGUUGCUCUCACUUCCUCCGCCUCUGCGAUUCCAUACACGCCUUCCGCUAUAUUCCUCGCUCCGCAAUACAAUGAUUCGCUGGCGUACCUCCUCCAGCCGGACAGCUCGAGCGCGGGCCGAACGCAGUUCCUUUCUCUCAAUAUUUCUUCCAGUAUUAACAGCAGCGACACAUCAUUCACGCAGCUUCUCGAAGAGACUCCUUUUCAAAAUGCCGACCAGACUUCGACCUUCCUUCCCGUUAUCGAUGACCGAGGAGUGAUCACCGUCUACACAGGGAAUUGCCAUAACUCAUCCGAUACGCAAGAAGUAUGGCAAUUUCACUCCGACAAGAACAGUACCGUUGGCAAUGGAACAUGGACUCAGGUUUCAGUAAAGUCCGAUGGGGAGAAGACAAAGCCAAGCUACCUAGCCGCGGGGUUUACGUUUGCAUCCUCCAACAAGAGCAAUACCUCCAUGUACAUGUUCGGUGGAAUGUGUCCCUUUGCGAAUAGCACGACUCAGACCUGGCUGUCCGACGCCAACUACUCACAGUCCAUGGUUGCCUUGAGCCCUAGUUCCGACACGACCUAUGUUGCGACAACUACAGGGAAUCGGGCGCCUCCGGUCCCCGAGGCUGGAAUGGCUAUUGUAUCGCUUCCUGAGACUUUUUCGAAGACAGAAACGCAGCAAGACUUCCUGUUGGUUGGUGGACAUACGCGACAUGCUUUUUUGAAUAUGUCCCAGUUAGCCAUAUUCUCAUUGCCGCAGGAAAGUUGGAGCUUUGUCACCGUCAACUCACGAGAAAAGCCACGAACGGAGCUAGCUAUCCGAGAUGAGGUUUUGGUGACACCUCGAUCAGGUCAUGCUGCUGUUCUGUCUGAGGAUGGUACGAAGGUCUUUGUCAUUGGGGGAUGGGUCGGUGAUACUUCGACGCCUGCUGAUCCCCAAAUCGCCGUCUUGGAAGUCGGUGAAAGCUACGGAGGUUCUGGAGACUGGACAUGGACUGUUCCAUCAUCGACCACCGGUGAUGCUGGUAUCACUGAGGGGACUGGAAUCUAUGGACACUCGGCUGCAAUGCUCCCUGGGGGUGUGCUGAUGAUUGCUGGAGGGUACACCAUUCCCAAACAGUCCACAAAGCGGUCAUCCACAGAACAAAAUUCCAAGGUCUACUUCUACAACUCGACAUCUGGUGGCUGGGUCAAGUCCUACACCAAUCCUUCAGCUCAAGUCUCCACAUCCGCAUCUUCGUCACACAAGCAUGGCCUCUCAUCAGAACAGAAGAUUGGUCUUGGAACUGGGUUGGGUCUUGGAAUUCCUCUCGCCAUAUUGCUCGCCAUAUGGGCGUGGAGAUACUUCCAAAAGCGCCGAGUGCGGAACCAUCGCGAUUCGCAGCUCCGUGAACUCGCGCUGGGGGCUGAGCGUGCUCAUUUCUGGGGUCGGGGUGAUCCACAGCAGGCCAGCAGCAUCCGCAGCUCUGGGAUGAGCGAGAAGAUAGAUCCAUCUUCUAUGUAUCCCUGGUCUGGAAAUCUCAGUGCGACCUCGCGGCCUGCUUGGCAGGACAAUAAUGAUAGCCAAAGCGAAAACCAUGGUUUGCUUAUGGAGGUACCCAGUCCGGACAAAAAGCCUCGCCCAGAUAGUCGUCAAUUUAGUGGUGCAAAGCCUUACAGGAUGUCUGGAUAUUGUGACUGGCGUCGAAGCGAAGCCACAAGCGAAAUCCAUCCCAUUGAUGAACGUGAGGAGGACGAGGAGAUCCUCCGAGAACGUCUCAUGUCCACUAUUCCCAAAGAGGAGCAAAGGCCUAAGAUCCAAGACCCUGAUGAUCCAUUCUCAGAUACUCCCUUUUCUACACCCCGAAGCACAAUCUUCGGUGUCGGUCUUGGUCCUUUCUAUACCCGAAAAAGUGCUAUAGACGGUGACGGCCAAGUUUCGCCAACGAAGAGUGAUCGAACAUCCACCAAUCUCUCCGAGUCCUCCGCCUUCUCCUUCUCAUCCGCUAAACAAGGUGGCCUUGUUUCACAAGCGCGGUCUGUUUACGUCGAUAGGCCCCUGAGUUGGGCCAGCAGUGGCGGACAAUCCGUCGAUGGCAUGGCUGCCAUCUCAACACAUAGCAGGGAUACAGCACAUAGCGAUGUGGAUGCUAUAACUGCUCCAUCAGAGAACUCAUACUCAGCAGACUCCUACUCAACGGCGCGUACCACCAUCGCAGAACGCCACGCAGAAAAUCUCUCCCUCCUCGAUGCAGAUGCAAUCGACACCUCACCUUCUAAACUCCCCUCCUCGAAACCUAAAACAUCAGACUGGAUGCUCCAAACCGUUCGUCGGGCUCUCACGCUCACCCGACGCAGUCCAACCACCCAACUUGAAUCCGAAACCGAAUCCGCUCCCCUAGCUUCUGGCAUUGACCGUCGCAGCACCGUUAUCGGACCAGGCUCAUACCCAUCUUACGGCGGUGCUACUACCCCCCGCCGUGCUGUGUCUGCUUCAGCGGAACUCUUCCGACGCAAACAAGGCGCCAAAGACUGGAAUGCUAAGAAGCGUAUGUCGGAGAACUUCACGAUGGCCCGCUCUACGCGCGAUGAUCUCUUCAUCGGUGCACCGGGUUACCUGGGUGAUGAUGACACUAUGGACGAGGAAGAAGAGGAGGACUGGGACGUCGAGGGUGCGGCUGAAGGACGCAGUGUGCAGGUUACAUACACCGUCCCUCGAGAAAAACUUCGAGUCGUCAAUGCCUCUGCGGCUGAUAAUAUCUCCGAGCGCAGUCUCAGUCGCACGCUUAGUGGUCGUCGUCAUGUGAGCGGCUAA